UAUUGCAUGUUCUCUCUUUCAUUACUGUUCUCCAUAGUACUGUAUCUAUAUCUAUCUCUAUAUAUAUAGUUUCAUCCAUCCUUCAUUUCUUAUACUGUUCUCCAUAAAGCUACCUAAUGCUCUCUGACCACACUGUCAUCAUACUUCAUACUCCAACCAACCCCAUUUUUUCUGUCCUUCCAUUCUUAACACCAUUCUGUUUUGUUUUUUUUUUUUCUUCAUCUCUUUAAACCAAACAAGUUCUGUUGUUUUUUUUUUUUUUGAGGAAGAAAAAUGGGUGAGAAAGAUGAUGAGUUUAGCUUGGGUUUGAGCUUGAGUUUAGGGUGUGGAAAAUAUGAUAAUAAUAGAAAUAAAAACCAAACUCCUAUGAAUGUUACGCACAAACCUCUUCAAUCUGUUCCAAACCAUAGGGUUUCUUUCAAUAACUUGUUCCAUUUUCAUGAUCUCAGUACCGAAACGAGGUCGUUUCUGCGCGGAAUCGACGGGAACUCGCUGCGAGCGUCUGCGGCGGCGGUGUUUGACGAUGAGAACGGAGUUUCGUCGCCGAAUAGCACUGUGUCGAGUAUAAGUGGGAAGCGGAGUGAAAGAGAAGGAAAUGGAGAUGAAAAUGAUGCUGUUGAGAGGGCUUCGUGCUCUCGCGGUGGAAGUGAGGAUGAUGACGGUGGUGGAUGCGGCGGCGAUGGUGAAUCUUCGAGGAAGAAGCUGAGGUUGUCGAAGGAACAGUCAGUGUUGCUGGAAGAAACUUUCAAAGAGCACAAUACGCUGAAUCCGAAACAAAAGCAAGCAUUGGCAAAACAGUUGAAUCUGAAACCCAGACAAGUGGAGGUGUGGUUUCAAAACAGAAGAGCAAGAACCAAGUUGAAGCAAACUGAAGUGGAUUGUGAGUAUUUGAAGAGAUGCUGUGAGACUCUAACUGAAGAGAAUAGAAGGUUGCAGAAGGAGGUGCAAGAGCUUAGGGCAUUGAAGUUAUCUCCACAACUUUACAUGCAAAUGAACCCUCCCACCACUCUUACAAUGUGCCCUUCGUGCGAGCGUGUCGCCGUGUCAUCCGCAUCCUCCUCAUCAGCAGCCGCACCCUCUGCUUCAACUCCAGCUAACCGCAAUCCAUUAGGCCCGAGUGUUCAACGACCAGUACCUGUCAACCCUUGGGCAGCCAUGUCUCUCCAAAACCGUUCCUGAUCAUGAGUCUUCGCCCAUGAUAUUAGCACUAGUAGUAGGUUUAAGUAGGCAAAGACAUUUAGUGUAUGUUCGGAAACACAACACAGUGAGUUUGAUGGAAUCACGGUGGCGGCUCAACGCGAUUCUGCCAAACUCAGUGCAAGAAGUUGCAGUUAAAAGCUAGACAGAAAUGAAUCAAUUCUGUAGUGCACUUUACUUUUUAGUUUUAGUUCAUUAGGACUUGAGAAGGUUAUGACUUUAGUUAACUUUUGAGUCUAGGCUUAUUUUACUUUAGGCCUAGUGAUAACAUGUUUUACUCAACUUUAGGAUGUGUAAAGUUUCAACAUGUUAAAGUAGUUUGUGUUUUUCAUCAUAUGCUGAAUAGUUUAUCAAUCUUUAUGAACCUUGAAAGGGUGAAAAGGAGAAUCCGAAUCUAUUUUAUCUAGUUUUUUCA
Messenger RNA from Vicia villosa (hairy vetch), 1612 nucleotides. RefSeq names its product homeobox-leucine zipper protein HAT3. Gene Ontology annotation, cellular component: nucleus. Lineage: Eukaryota; Viridiplantae; Streptophyta; Magnoliopsida; Fabales; Fabaceae. The record is from RefSeq and is a predicted model, not a curated record. Bases 274 to 1179 code for a protein of 301 amino acids. Gene Ontology annotation, biological process: regulation of DNA-templated transcription. Gene Ontology annotation, molecular function: sequence-specific DNA binding; DNA-binding transcription factor activity, RNA polymerase II-specific. The transcript has 4 exons.